Morus notabilis is the source of this 1239-nucleotide messenger RNA. Its product is annotated as zinc finger BED domain-containing protein RICESLEEPER 2-like. Bases 1 to 1239 code for a protein of 412 amino acids. NCBI's taxonomy places the organism in Eukaryota, Viridiplantae, Streptophyta, Magnoliopsida, Rosales, Moraceae. Gene Ontology annotation, molecular function: protein dimerization activity. The transcript is spliced from 3 exons. The record is from RefSeq and is a predicted model, not a curated record.
AUGAUUGUUGAUAAUGCCUCCUCAAAUGACUCCAUGAUUACCUAUUUGAGAAGAAAGAUUAAGGGGUGGAAAGGAGUUAUUUUAGGUGGAGAAUUUCUGCAUGUUAGGUGUUGUGCCCAUAUAGUGAACUUGAUUAUCAAUGAAUGUUUAAAAGACCUACAUGAUUCCAUAGCUACCAUUCGUAACACUGUGAGGUAUGUGAGGUCUUCUCCGGCUAGGUUGCUAAAAUUCAAGUCAUGUGUGGAGCGAGAGAAAAUUGAAUACAAAGGUCUCGUAUGCUUAGAUGUCCCUACUAGAUGGAACUCCACCUAUAUGAUGUUAGAUGCAGCCAUUAAGUUUCAAAAAGCUUUUGAAAGAUAUGAAGAGGAAGAUGACAAGCUUGUGUCUUAUUUUCGGGAAGAUGAGGAGGGGAAGCGGAAGAUUGGCCCGCCACUUGAUGAUGAUUGGGAGAAUGUUAAGGUGUUUGUGAAAUUUCUAAAGACUUUUUAUGAUAUAACUUUGAAGUUUAGCGCCACUUUGAAUGUCACUUCAAAUUCUUACUUUCAUGAGCUUUGUGAGAUGCAAAACCAACUAUCUGAAUUAAGCAAACAAGAGGAUUCAAUGCUUUCAUCCAUGGUUGUGAUGUAUGAUUCUUGCACUUCUGGAACAUUAGCAAAGAAUGUGAAGGAUACUAUGUACCGGCUACAUGAGGUUUAUAGUGGGGACAAUAGUGAAUCUGUGGCUAAUGAAAGUAGUGGGGAGGCAGCAACAACAAGUACAACGGAGGCAAAAACGGAAGUAGAAGGAAAAGGGUGUUUGUGGAGCUCCUUUGUUAGGAAAAUGAAGGAGAAGAAUGUAAAUGCGUACAAAAAUGAUGUGGACAGAUACCUGACAAACCCUAUGGAGGAUCUAACUCGGUCAAAUUUUGAUGUUUUAGAUUGGUGGAAGAAUAAUGCAACUAAUUACAAGGUUCUCUCACUAGUUGCAAGAGACAUUCUUGCCAUUCCUGUUUCAACGGUAGCCUCAGAAUCUGCUUUUAGUACCAGAGGCCGCAUCCUCGAUUCCUUUAGGAGUUCAUUGAGCCCCAAGAUGGUGGAGGCAUUGAUUUGUACACAAAAUUGGCUGCAUAGUCGUCAGUACAUCAAUCUUAUUGACGUGGAAGACUCUAAUGAAUAUGAAGAUAUUGAGUCAGAUUUGUCAAAUUCUGUUGCAAGUUGCGAGGGGCAAGUUGGGAAUGAAGGUGCUAUUAUUCUGGAUUAA